Molecule: messenger RNA, 1185 nt
Organism: Malassezia sympodialis ATCC 42132
Lineage: Eukaryota; Fungi; Basidiomycota; Malasseziomycetes; Malasseziales; Malasseziaceae
Product: thiolase family protein
Biological process (GO): fatty acid beta-oxidation
Cellular component (GO): mitochondrion
Molecular function (GO): acetyl-CoA C-acetyltransferase activity
Source: RefSeq, a predicted model, not a curated record
AUGACGAAAGCUUUUAUUGUCGGUUCGAAGCGCGUCGCUUUCGGUUCCUUUGGUGGUAAGCUUAGUCAAUAUACUGCUGCUCAGCUUGGUGGCCAUGCCUCCAAGGCUGCUCUGGCGCAGCUCCCUGCCAACACACCAAUCUCGUCGACUGUCUUUGGUCUAGUGACGAGCUCUGAUGCUACUGCGCCAUACCUCGCGCGCCAUGUGGGUCACUAUGCGGGUGUUCCGAUCACCACCCCAGCACUCACUGUCAACCGCCUUUGUGGUAGUGGCUUCCAGGCUGUAAUCAACGCGACCCAGGAAAUCAACAGCGGCGACGCUAGCGUGGUUCUCACUGGUGGCACUGAAAACAUGUCUAUGUCUCCGUACACUCUUCACGGUGUUCGUUUCGGUAAUACCCGCUAUGGUGUGGACCUGAAACUUGCGGACAGUCUGGCCGCCUCUCUCACUGAUGCUGUUCCUGUUCCCACCCCUAUGGGUAUCACGGCUGAGAACCUUGCUGAGAAGUACGGGAUUACCCGUCAGCAGUGCGAUGAGUUCGCUCUCCAGUCUCAGCACCGCUGGGCUAAGGCCCAGGAGGAGGGUGCCUUCAAGGAUGAGAUCGCUCCUAUUGAGGUUAAGGUGAAGAAGGCCACCGAGGUCUUUGCCGUGGAUGAAUACCCUCGACCUAAGACAACUAUUGAGACCCUUGCUAAGCUACCCUCUGUGUUCAAGAAGGAUGGUGUUGUGACGGCUGGUAACGCCUCGGGUAUUUGCGAUGGUGCUGCUGCAAACGUCAUUGCCAGUGAAGAGGCCGUCAAUGCUCACGGUCUCAAGCCCCUGGCUCGCAUUGUUAGCUACGGUGUAACUGGUUGCGAGCCUUCGAUUAUGGGCAUUGGUCCCGUCGAGGCUUCGAAGCUGGCUCUUAAGCGUGCUGGUUUGAACAUGGGAGACAUGGACCUUAUCGAAGUCAAUGAGGCCUUUGCUGCCCAGUUCCUCGCUGUUCAAAAGGAACUUGAGCUUCCUAACGAGAAAACCAACUUAUUUGGUGGUGCUAUUGCUCUUGGCCAUCCUCUCGGUGCAAGCGGUGCCCGGAUUCUCUCGAACCUUACCUACAACCUGCACCGUCUUAACAAGAAAUAUGCUCUUGGCGCUGCUUGCAUUGGUAGUGGUCAGGGUAUUGCUGUGAUCAUUGAGCGCGUGUAA